This is a messenger RNA of Salpingoeca rosetta, 1291 nucleotides long. Its product is annotated as galactosidase. NCBI's taxonomy places the organism in Eukaryota, Choanoflagellata, Craspedida, Salpingoecidae. Gene Ontology annotation, molecular function: hydrolase activity, hydrolyzing O-glycosyl compounds. Gene Ontology annotation, biological process: carbohydrate metabolic process. The transcript has 9 exons. The record is from RefSeq and is a predicted model, not a curated record. The coding region runs from base 38 to 1291 and encodes 417 amino acids.
CCCCAAGCCGCACAACCCCAAAACACCAACAGCGACGAUGGCGUGUUGUGCUGCUUGGAGCGCUGUUGCGCUGCUGGUGGUGGCUCUGCUUGCACCACACACAAGCGCCUACAACAAUGGCGUUGGGCGCCUGCCUCCAAUGGGCUGGAACACGUGGUGCACGGACGAUGCAUGCGGUGCACUGGAUUACUGCAGCGAGAAGGAGGUCAAGUCUGUUGCCGAUGGCAUUGUGGAUCAAGGCCUCGACAAGCUCGGCUAUCGCUACAUCAGCCUGGACGAUUGCUGGUCGGCCCACACGCGGAAUGCCACUGGCCACCUGCAGCCCAACCCAGUCCUUUUCCCAAGUGGCAUGAAGGCACUCGCAGACUACAUCCACAGCAAGGGCCUCUACAUCGGCCUCUACACUUGCAUCGGCACUGAGACGUGCCGCCGCCACCGCCCAGGCUCGUACGGCCACUACGAGAAGGAUGCCAACACCCUGGCGGAGUGGGGCAUUGACCUCGUCAAGACAGACAACUGCAACAGGCCGAAGAACGAGACGGAGGAGGAGCAGUUUACGGCACUCUCCAACGCCCUCAAUGCAACCGGCCGCCCCAUCCUCUUCUCCCUCUGCGAGUGGGGCGAGGACACUGUGGAGGACUGGGGGUUCAAGAUCUCGCAGAUGUGGCGCAUCCAGGUAAGGGACAGGCCGCAAUGCGACAAAAACACACACACACACACACACACACACACACACACACACACACACACACACACACACACACACACACACACACACACACACACACACACACACACACACACACACACACACACACACAUUUACAACCACAACCACAACCACAACCACAACCACAACACCAACGCCACCCUGCGCAGGUUUUCGUUCUGGUCGCUGUGGUCUGCGCCGCUGCUUGUCGCCACAGAUAUGCGCAAUCUCAGCGCCGACAAGAAGGCGAUUCUCACAAACGAGGAAGUCAUUGCCAUCGACCAGGAUCCCCUGAGCGUGACCGGGAAGCGGCUGUUCAACAACACGGACGGCGGGCAGGCGUGGUGGAAGCCGCUCGUGCAUCACGACAUGGCUGUCAUCCUCUACAACUCGCACAACCGCAACAACAUCACCGUAACCGUCACAUGGGACCAGCUUGGGCUGAACCCGAACAAGUCGUUUGAGGUGCGUGAUCUGUGGCAGCAGAAGUCGCUCGGCAACUUCACGGGCUCGUUCACGUCUCCCGCCCUCGUCCCGCACGACUGUCAGAUGCUCAAGUUCUUCAUCGGGCCAAACCCGUGA